Hypomesus transpacificus is the source of this 5633-nucleotide messenger RNA. It is a transcript of the gene itpr2, whose product is annotated as inositol 1,4,5-trisphosphate receptor, type 2. The transcript has 40 exons. Lineage: Eukaryota; Metazoa; Chordata; Actinopteri; Osmeriformes; Osmeridae. Bases 324 to 5633 code for a protein of 1769 amino acids. Gene Ontology annotation, biological process: calcium ion transmembrane transport. The record is from RefSeq and is a predicted model, not a curated record. Gene Ontology annotation, molecular function: inositol 1,4,5 trisphosphate binding; inositol 1,4,5-trisphosphate-gated calcium channel activity. Gene Ontology annotation, cellular component: endoplasmic reticulum; membrane.
AGUCUCCACCCCUAAAGUGGAUGUGAAAGAGAAGCAGUCUGUCAUACAGGAAGACGUUGGAUACAUGAGUAAAAAGACAGUCAGUCCAGACUAACGUAAAAGUUUGAUAGUAGCUUCUGCGCUUUACUCGUCAGUCCAGAAGUAAUUAUUUUAGAAGAUGACGCGUUUCUGUGCAUUGAUAAUAGAAAUUUGACGUGUCUAAAGCGCGAGAGUUUCAUGGAUUGAUACACUAACGUGUCAGUGGAGACAAUUUCCUCUAAUCAAGAAGAACCGCAUGUCGCUCUGACUGGGAAAUUGACUUCCAGAUUGAAGUAAACCGAAAAAUGUCUGACAACAGGUCCAGUUUUCUCCACAUUGGAGACAUAGUGUCUCUUUACGCGGAAGGCUCUGUCAGCGGGUUCAUCAGCACUUUGGGGCUGGUGGAUGACCGCUGUGUGGUUCACCCAGACGCCGGGGACCUGACCAACCCUCCCAAGAAGUUUCGAGACUGCCUGUUCAAGGUAUGUCCCAUGAACCGGUACUCGGCUCAGAAGCAGUUUUGGAAGGCCAAGCAGGGGAAACAGGGGCACAACAAUACAGAUGGGGACCUGUUCAAGAAGUUACAGCAUGCAGCAGAGUUGGAACAAAAGCAAAAUGAGACGGAGAACAAGAAGCUCCUGGGCGAGGUGGUGAAAUACAGCAAGGUGGUCCAGCUGCUCCACAUCAAGAGUAACAAGUACCUGACUGUGAACAAACGUCUGCCCGCUCUGCUGGAGAAGAACGCCAUGCGGGUGUCCCUGGACUCAGCUGGAAAUGAAGGCUCCUGGUUCUACAUCCAGCCCUUCUGGAAGCUACGGAGCGAGGGGGACAAUGUGGUGGUGGGGGACAAGGUGGUCCUGAUGCCUGUGAACGCAGGGCAGCCUCUCCAUGCCAGCAACAUUGAGCUGCUAGACAACCCUGGUUGUAAAGAGGUGAACGCCGUAAACUGCAAUACCAGCUGGAAGGUUACCUUGUUCAUGAAGUUCAGUGACUACAAGGAGACUGUCCUCAAAGGGGGUGACGUAGUGCGGCUGUUCCAUGCGGAGCAGGAAAAAUUUCUGACAUGUGACGAGCACAGGGGCCAACAGCACAUCUUCCUGAGAACCACCCUCAGGCAGUCGGCCACGUCCGCCACCAGCUCCAAAGCACUCUGGGAAAUAGAGGUGGUGCACUAUGACCCCUGCAGAGGAGGGGCAGGCCAGUGGAACAGCCUCUUCCGCUUCAAACACCUGGCCACUGGAAACUACCUCGCGGCCCAGGUGAAUCCUGAUUUCCGGGACGACAGCAUCGACUCUAAAGGAGAUACUGAGACAAAUAUGGUGUUCUCCAAGAGAAAGCGUCAGGCGGCAGAGAAGAUUGCCUACACCCUGGUGUCUGUUCCCCAUGGCAACGACAUCGCCUCCCUGUUUGAGCUGGACGCCACCACACUGCAGAGGGCUGAUUGUCUGGUGCCUAGGAACUCGUACGUGAGGCUGAGACACCUGUGCACCAACACCUGGGUCACCAGCACCAACGUCCCCAUCGACCUUGAGGAGGAGCGGCCCGUCAUGCUCAAGAUCGGCACCUGCCCCACUAAGGAAGACAAGGAGGCCUUCGCCAUCAGGUCUGUCCCCCUGUCCGAGGUCCGGGACCUGGACUUUGCCAACGACGCCAACAAGGUCCUGGAGUCCACCGUCAAAAAGCUGCGCCAUGGCAACAUCGCCCAGAAUGAGAGGAGGUUCGUGACCAAGCUCCUGGAGGACAUGAUCUUCUUUGUGUGCGAGGUGCCCAACAACGGCCAGGACGUACUCUCCGUGGUCAUCUCCAACCCCAACAGGGAGAGGCAGAAGCUGAUGAGGGAGCAGAACAUUCUAGCGCAGAUCUUCGGCAUCCUGAAGGCUCCGUUCACAGAUCAGGGUGAUGGUCCCAUGUUGAAGCUGGAGGAUCUGGGAGACCAGCGCUACGCCCCCUUCAAGUACCUGCUGUCCCUCUGCUACCGGCUGCUGAGACACUCUCAACAGGACUACCGCAAGAACCAGGAGUACAUAGCCAAGAAGUUCUCCAUCAUGCAGUCCCAGAUAGGCUACGAGAUCCUGGCAGAGGACACCAUCACGGCUCUGCUCCACAACAACCGCAAGCUGCUCGAGAAGCACAUCACCGCCAAGGAGAUUGAGACCUUCGUCAACUUGCUGCGACGCAACAGGGAGCCCAGGUUCCUGGACUACCUGUCAGACCUGUGUGUGUCGAACAAAAUGGCCAUCCCAGUCACCCAGGAGCUCAUUUGUAAGUUCAUGCUGAACCCCAUCAACGCUGACAUCCUGAUCCAGACCAAGCUGAUCCCUAACACGGAGCCCAGUCUGGACUCGUCCCUGAUGCAGGAGGAGGGCGAGGACGAGGAGGUGUGGCUCUACUGGAUAGACAGCCACAAGGAGCCGCAUGGCAAGUCCAUCCGUCACCUGGCCCAGGACGCCAAAGGCAACCACAAGAUGGACAUGGACAUUAUCACCUACUACAGGUACCAGUUGAACCUCUUUGCCAAGAUGUGUCUGGACCGCCAGUACCUGGCCAUCAACCAGGUGUCCGUGCAGCUGCCCGUGGACCUGAUCCUGCGCUGCAUGUUUGACGACUGCCUGCCCUACGACCUCCGCGCCUCCUUCUGCCGCCUCAUGCUGCACAUGCACGUGGACCGCGACCCCCAGGAGGCCGUGGUGCCGGUCCGCUACGCACGCCUCUGGACCGAGAUCCCGUCUAAGAUCACCAUCCACGAGUACGCGUACGAGUGCACGGACACCUCCAGGGAGGAGAUGAAGAGGAAGUUUGCCCCCACCAUGGAGUUUGUGGAGGAGUACCUCAAAGACGUGGUGGGCCAGCCUUUCCCUUUCGGAGACAAGGAGAAGAAUGAGCUGACCCUCGAGGUGGUCCACCUGGCUCGUGACCUGGUCUAUUUUGGCUUCUACAGCUUCAGCGAGCUUCUUCGGCUCACGCGCACCCUGCUGGCUAUUCUGGACAUCGUCCAGCACCCCCUCACAUUCAUGGCCAAGCUCAACAAGGGCCCAGAGGCCGGCAACAACGUGCUGCGCACCAUCCACGGCGUGGGGGAGAUGAUGACUCAGAUGGUUCUGAGCCGCGGCCACGUCCUCGCCCCCAGCCUCCCAGACACCCCCCCCUCCCUCCGAAGUGGGUCGCCUCAACGCCUCAACGCCAACAACGAGGACGUCAUGGUGAUGGAUACCAAGCUCAAAAUCAUUGAGGUUCUACAGUUCAUCCUGAGUGUGCGUCUAGACUACAGGAUCACCUACCUGUUGUCCAUCUAUAAGAAGGAGUUUGGAGACAGGAGUGUGAUGGACAGCUCUCUCUCUGUGGCCGACUUCCCCACCAUGUCAGUUCCGGAGCCCGACAUAGAUGAGAUCGCAGCUAAGGCAGAGGCCAUGUUUGCCGGCAGUUCCGGUACUGAGCCCAGUGCUGUGGAGCUGGAUGAUGAGGGAGGCCGGACGUUUCUCCGGGUCCUGAUCCACCUGAUCAUGCAGGACUACCCCCCGCUGGUGUCCGGCUCCCUGCAGAUCAUCUUCAAACACUUUAGCCAGCGGGAUGAGGUCUUGCAGGCCUUCAAACAGGUCCAGUUGCUGGUGUCGGAGGAGGAUGUGAAAAACUACAAGCAGAUCAAGGCUGACCUGGACCAGCUGCGUCUGACGGUGGAGAAGUCGGAGUUGUGGGUGGAGAAGAGCGGAGGCUACGGCGCCGAGGACCUGGGAGAGGGCCAGAGCAAGGAGCAGAACAUGGAGGAGGUGGGGAUCCUCAGCCCAGAGCAGGAUGGGAACGUGAAGCCUCAAAUAGACAGCAACAAAGACAACAACUACACCAUCGUCAAAGACAUCCUGCUCCGCCUCAGUAAGCUGUGCUACCACAGUAAGAAGAGCCGUGUGCAGCAGCAGAGGCUGCUGAAGAACAUGGGAGCCCACACCGUGGUCCUGGACCUGCUGCAGAUCCCCUACGAGAAGAGUGAUGAGAAGAUGAAUGAGGUCAUGACCCUGGCCCACGUGUUCCUCCAGAACUUCUCCAAAGGGAACUCCCAGAACCAGGCUCUGCUGCACAAACAGCUCAACCUGUUCCUCACUCCAGGGCUGUUGGAAGCAGAAACCAUGCGUCACAUCUUCAUGAACAACUACUACCUCUGCAAUGAGAUCAGUGAGCGGGUGGUCCACCACUUCGUCCACUGCAUCGAGACCCACGGGCGGCACGUCCAGUACCUGCGCUUCCUGCAGACCAUAGUCAAGGCGGACGGGAAGUACGUGAAGAAGUGUCAGGACAAGGUCAUGACGGAGCUGGUGAACGGCGGCGAGGACGUCCUGGUGUUCUACAACGACCGCUCGUCCUUCCCGGCGCUGCUCCAGAUGAUGUGCUGUGAGCGGGAGCGUGCGGACGAGGGCGGGGCCCUGGCCUACCACAACCAGCUGGUGGAGCUACUGGCCGCCUGCACCGAGGGCAAGAACGUCUACACCGAGCUCAAGUGCAACUCCCUGCUGCCCCUCGACGACAUCGUCAAGGUGGUCACUCACGACAACUGCAUUCCAGAGGUAAAGACGUCCUACGUGAACUUUGUGAACCACUGCUACGUGGACACGGAGGUGGAGAUGAAGGAGAUCUACACCAGCAAGCACAUCUGGAAGCUGUUUGAGAACUUCCUGGUUGACAUGGCCCGGGUGUGCAACACCACUACGGACCGUAAUCAUGCCGACAAAGCCCUGGAAAAGUAUGUGACGGAGACGGUGAUGGCCAUCGUCAAGGGCUUCUUCAGCUCACAGUUCUCCGUCAACAACUCCAACCUGCAGACCCACCAGCCCAUCUUCAUCCAGCUGCUGCAGUCAUCUUUCAGGCUCUAUAACUGCUCCUGGAUCGAGUCCUCCCCCAAGAGCAACAUUGAGACUUGCAUCAAAACCCUGGCGGACGUGGCCAAGGCCAGGGCCAUCGCCAUCCCCGUGGACCUGGACAGCCAAGUGAACACGCUGUCCCUGAAGGCUCACACCAACAUGGUGCAGCGGGCUGCCAAGGACUGGAGGAUCUCCGCUCGCACGCGCCAACGCAAGGAGCCACUGGGGGUGCCUGACUACAAGAGCAUCAUCGAGAAGCUGCAGGUGAUCACACACACACACACGUACCGGUCCACGGGGGAGCUCCCCAGAGAGGGCGAGCCUUCCAUAUCUCAGUCUCACUACACCAAGCCCUCAGAGGGCUGGAGAGGGCUUCUCUCAUUCUCAGACCAGAGGAAAAGCAAGGCCAGCUGCUUCCAGAAGAACACUGAUGAGGAGGCGUGUGUUGGUGUGAAGCUUGAACACGCUGAAGCCCUGAGCACCAGUCCCUCUGCCCCCAGCCCCCCCACGGAGAGGGCCAGCCGGUCAGGCAGGAGCAGUGGGAGGAGCAGGGAAAGGGUCAAUGGAACAGGCUUGGCCUACAGGCCCACACUCCAGAUACACAAACCACAAGGUAGCAGUCUGUUCUGCCCCCUUGUGUUCGCAUGUGGACAUUACAACUCCAACAACCUCUGCUGCACAGUUCUGGAGAGGGGCUGCGUUCAAGGCUCCAGUCAGUUCAAGCUCGACAAAUGCCUCCCAAGCCAGCCCACCUUCAGAGCCCGGUGA